AUGCCAUUACUCGAGUUACCCAACGACAUCCUUGUUGCUAUCCUCCAAGAGCUUGAACUUUCCGGGCUCUCCGUUUUAUCAAGGACAUGUAAGACACUAGAAGCGCUGGUUAAUAAUUUCGGUUGGGCAGACUAUCGCCGCAGAAAUCCACGACCCUCUCAUAGUCUUGCCUCUGCACAGGCUCUGUGGUCUUCCAAAUUCCAUGUUCGUUAUGACACGCUGGCAGACCGUUCAUGGAAGCGCUCCAGGUGCAGAACAGACUUCGUCGCGCGGCCCCUUGCUCGCCCUUGGAAAGGGAAACUACAACCCGUACUCGCUAUCAACGAUUACCGGCUCGUCGUCGGUUCUGGAAUCACCAUAUACUUUUACAUUUUCGUCGCAUCAGCCGGUGAUGAGGUAUCAUCCGUCGAAUUCGAGAGAGCGGUUGUCCUGAGUGCUCGCAGUGGUCAAAGACGCGACAUCACGGCGAUGACGUUCAUCAAUGGACCGAAAGAAACCUUGCUCGUAGGGUUUCAGAACGGAGAGAUAGAAGAGAUCGUACUCGAGGAUGACACUGUGAAGUUGUUCUCCCGCGACUUAUCGGAUUUGCAUGUCGGCGCCUUGGUUGAACACCUUUCCUAUGACAACAAUAUGCUUCUAUCCCUUUCUUCCGAUGGUUUAGCCGCUUUAACCAACCUUUCGGUGACGCCUUGCACUUCUUCCGGUGUAGAACUUCAGAAACGAAGCUGGGUGUCGCACCUAUGCAUGCAGUCGUCUAUCCCCUAUGCCGCAUAUGGCACUUCUUCGGUCACUCCUUUAGCCAUUCACUCCAUUACAAAUGGUGGCCUAACCCAGACACCUACCGUCGUCCUGGGCAUGAAGGGAUACACAUCCGCCACGUCGCCAUCGUCGGCUGUCUAUGGCAUUUGCCGUGCUCCCCUAGCCGCUCCGUGGGGCUCGUCUCCUGAAAUCAUAGUUUCCGGAUGGUAUGAUGGGCAAGUCCGCUGCUACGACCUCCGGUCGGCACUCAGAGGCCCUAGUGUCUCAGGAUCACAUUCCCCCCUUCUGCCCGUCUUGUACCUUUCUGAUCCAUUACAGUACGAACCUAUUUAUUCCGUCUCGUGUGGUGGUGGCUCUUCCAGUCACGUCGCAGCAGGCUCAGCACGCCAUAGCGUCGUGUCAUUCUGGGAUAUCAGAUCGCCUGCGAAGGGAUGGAGUGUCCAUGCUCCGGGUAACGACUCAUCACCCGUCUACGAUGUAAUUUUGGAAAGCUCCCGGCUUUUCGGUGCCACACAGAGCCGACCGUUCGUCUUGGACUUUGGACCCGGUGUGUCUGCAAGGACGUACCCUCAUAUCCCCCGUCCCGAGCGCGAUGGUCUCAAAAAGGGAAGAAAUUUCGGGUACUAUGUCACUCAAUACAUUCACAGGCCAUCAGCGUAG
Messenger RNA from Desarmillaria tabescens, 1419 nucleotides. RefSeq lists its product as uncharacterized. Gene Ontology annotation, molecular function: protein binding. The transcript is spliced from 3 exons. NCBI's taxonomy places the organism in Eukaryota, Fungi, Basidiomycota, Agaricomycetes, Agaricales, Physalacriaceae. Bases 1 to 1419 code for a protein of 472 amino acids. The record is from RefSeq and is a predicted model, not a curated record.